AUGUCAAUCUCAGAGCUUGUGGUCAAGACAACCGCAGUCAAUGAGGAGAGUGGCUAUCAUAUGUCUCGGAUUCUACUUGAUCUGACCAAGCAGGGAAUGGCAGCCAAGGGACAAGAUCAUGACACUACCAAAUCUAAACACCAGCACCGCCAAGACCCCAAAGAACAAGCACAAAAACCAACGUAUUUACAUUUCCUCGAUAAAUUCCUUCAUAACACCCCUCUAUCACCUCCCAUAGACCACAUACUCGAUUCUGACAUUUUGGGUCGCCUCACUACCACUUCCAAACCCCGAAGCAGAGCAGAAUUCCGCCAAAGCCCUAACAACCCUCCCGAUGACCCAACACACAUUAAAGGAUCGGCUAUGUCGCCGUCCGAACAACGCUGCUCUGUGCGUCCAGCCACUAUAACCCAGCUCCUCCCUUUUAUUAUAGCUUCCCCACUAACGCUGCCUCCAAGUCUGGCUAUUACAAACCUGGCUGCGAAUACCCUCGGGCGCUGGGUCGACCAGAAUGCUGCGCACUGGCUGAAUCACAUUAUGCUCGCUGUCAAUUUCAUCGUACUCGCCAGCAUUGCGGUAAGAGAAGCGCGGCGGUCGACUGGUGACCCGGGUGUUAUACGCACUGGCGGUGAUCAUCAGACUGGUUUAGGUGAGAAGGAGAGCCUUGUUGAUGCUGGGAAGGAGUAG
Messenger RNA from Aspergillus pseudonomiae, 687 nucleotides. RefSeq lists its product as uncharacterized. Bases 1 to 687 code for a protein of 228 amino acids. The transcript has 2 exons. NCBI's taxonomy places the organism in Eukaryota, Fungi, Ascomycota, Eurotiomycetes, Eurotiales, Aspergillaceae. The record is from RefSeq and is a predicted model, not a curated record.